CCCCCACCCGCACAGGCAAUCCCAUAUACUAAUCGAUCCGUAAUACAACCUCUACAAUAAUGCUCAGAGCAUCCAUCCGCGCUUCUACCAGGACUGUCCGCAACGCCAGGACCGCCUUCCGCCCUCGCUACAACUCUUCCCAGGCCCACUCCUCUUCUAAGCCGGGAUCUGACAGACCAUGGGCAAUCGCUUCCGCUAUCAUUACUAUUCCCACUCUUGCCUACCUGAUCAAGCCCAGCUCGAAGAAGUCCGCCGCUGACCACCACGCCAUUGAGGCCGUCAAGGAGGCUCCUUCUCAGGCUGCCGAUGCCGCUCUCUCUGUCAUUCCUGAUAGCGUGAAGGACACCGUUGGCUUGUCCACCUCCAAGGUCAGCGAUGCUGCCGAGGCCGUUGAGGACAAGGCCAAGGACCUUGUCGGUGAGGACAAUGUCGAGAAGGCCAAGGAGUACGUGGGCGCUAGCUCUGACAAGGCUUCCAAGACCGCCGAGAAGGUCGAGGACAAGGCUAAGGAGACUGUUGGUGAGGACAAUUUUGUGAAGGUCAAGGACAAGGCCGAGGACGUCGUUGACCAGGCCAAGGAGAAGGCAUCUGACGUGGCUGACAAGGUCUCCGAGAAGACCGAGGAUGCCAAGGACAAGGCUUCCGAGGCUUCCGAGAAGUCUAGCUCCACCGCUGAUGAUUUGAAGGAGAAGGCCUCCGACGCUGUCGACUCUGCUAAGAACAAGGCCUCCGACGUCGCUGAUAAGGUUUCUGACAAGACCUCAGAGGUUAAGGAGAAAUCUUCCGAUGGCGCCGACCUGGCUAAGAACUCUGUGUUCUCCUCUGAGAAGGCCGCCAAGCACGUUCCCGCUCACAUGAAACUCUCCCCAUCUGACAAGAACGAUACUCCUGACAACAAGGAGUCUUCCUCCUCUUCCUCUGAGGAGAAGGAUGCUUCUGGUGAGUCUGUGAUCAAGGCUCAGCCUGGCGACAAGGAGAAGUCCGACAAGCAGGCCUCCACAGAGAACCAGCAAAUAGAGGGACAGAAGGGUCUUUCCAACACCGAGACUAAGCACCCUCUCCUCGGUGAGAUGGCUAGUAAGACUGGAACCGGACAGGCCCCUGCUCAGAAGCAGGAGGGUACCGUUGACCCCAGCGCUACGGAGGCCAACCGUUAA
Saitoella complicata NRRL Y-17804 is the source of this 1157-nucleotide messenger RNA. RefSeq lists its product as uncharacterized. The record is from RefSeq and is a predicted model, not a curated record. The coding region runs from base 60 to 1157 and encodes 365 amino acids. Lineage: Eukaryota; Fungi; Ascomycota; Saitoellomycetes; Saitoellales; Saitoellaceae. The transcript is spliced from 2 exons.